Paramuricea clavata is the source of this 10511-nucleotide messenger RNA. The record is from the annotation of a GenBank genome assembly. NCBI's taxonomy places the organism in Eukaryota, Metazoa, Cnidaria, Anthozoa, Malacalcyonacea, Plexauridae.
CGCGCGUGGCUCGGGAGUAAUUCAAUAUGGCGGACAAAGUGAAGGUUGGUUUUAUUGGAGGUGGCAAAAUGUCACAAGCGAUUGCCUCAGGGUUUGUAUCAUCUGGCUUGGUGGAACCACAAAAUAUCAUUGCAAGUGCUAUCACGGAAAAUACUCUCAAUAUCUGGAAGGUAUAUGCUCUAUAUUAUUGUAAUUGUUACAUAAAUCACUUUUGUUCUUUGACUCUUUGUUCUGUGUUUAAUACUGACACGUGUUUUAUGUAGAGGAAUGAGGAUUUUUAUUUAUCUGGUAUGAAUAUACCAGAUAAAUAGAAAUCACUUUUACUUAACCAUCAAGUGCUAUAUAUGAACAUAACUAUAGCUGUCAAUGUCGACUGGUCAUCACAUAUUACAUAUAUGUGUCUCAUAUGUGGGGCUAACCCCCCCCCCCCCCAAUUUCUAGAGGGUGGGGAGAUGAGUGGGGUAACAACAUUGUAGAACCAAGAACUUUUCAGUUGCAUGGUUACCAAAAGUUAAGUAAUGUGAUUGAUGUGAUUUAAUUUAUGUGGGAAGUAAUCAGCAGGCUACAACCUAUCAAAUGUAAUGAUCAGACAUUUUACACAUUUAUAUAGUCAGAACCAAGUGAAAUUGUUAUAAUCCAUGUUAAUAGUUAUAAUGUAUGUUUUAUAUACAUGUAUUAAUUUUGAGAUGCUCUGUUCAGUGGUUGAGAUCAUUUAAUUCACCCUUUUCAAUAUUUAUGUCAAUGGGUUGUUCCAGAAAAGAUCCAUACUCCCCCCACGGAGGAAAUUUCUGCCAUCCGGAGGCGGAGGGGAGAAAAAAUUGUUUCUGAUAAUAGUAAAUGUAUUAGGACAUCCGAAGGGGGUAGGGGAGUUAACUUCCUAUUUCCUCUGUGGGGGUGGUACGGAUGUUUUCUGGAAUGACCCAUACAGCUGGUACUGUACAUCACAAAUACUUCCUCGAUCUGGGAGCCUCGAUCUCAUGAAUCAUUAAGACAGAAGGCAAUUUGUUUACAAGACAACUUGUAAGAGUGAAGUUCCUGGACCAAGGGGAGAUUUGUGAGUAAAAAAUGGUUGCAGUCUCUUCAUCACGUUAAAAUGGAAAAUUUGUGAAUGAUUUGGAAAAUUGUACAUAACCAAUACAUUUCUUACUAUAUUAUACAAAAUGCAGCAAAAAUUUUUUGUUUAAAUAUCAAAUAUUACCAAUCUAUCGCAGAAGUGAUCACACAUCCAGCAUCCUUUUUCCUGCCAACCCAGUAAUUAUUAAUGUGCCAUAAACAGGAUCGAAGAUUUUUUUAUUUUGAAGGAAUGGGGUUGUGUCACAACAUUUAGUAACAAACGAGUGGUGGAUACAUCUCAACUGGUGUUUAUUGGCGUCAAACCACAUCUAGUGUUGCAAGUUUUGAAGGAAAUAUAUGACAAUGUCACUGGUAAUCAUGUAAUUGUGUCCAUUGCUAAUGGCAUAACAACAACAACAUUUGAACAGGUAUUAAUUAGAUGUCUUCUAAACUCAAACAGUCUGUGCCAGCUACAUAAGUGCCAAAAACACCAGAGAACUGUAGAUUGGUAGGGAUUCAACUACCUGAAAAUUAUGAAAACAUCAAUGUUUCGAGCGACUUAAAGGCCCUUCGUUGGGACAUUAGUAUAGCAUGGAAUGGAUUGGGAAAUUAUUUACAUGUGUUUUUAUACUAGUGAAUAUAAAAGCAUCACAUGACAAGAAAUAAACCAAACCACGGGACCAAACAGACCCAUGAUGUGCACCUCAUGAACGUUUAUAAUGAACAUUUUUCUUAUGUUUAGCUAUAUCUGUCCUUGCCUAACUUUAUUCUCACCUUAUUCCUUACUUGUUUCAUUAUAUUCUUUAUAUUUUUAUUUGUAUUAUAUCCCAUAUUUUCCUUCCUUUUUUCCUUAGUAGUAUAGUUUCUGUGAUGUGAUUUCCAUGUUUUGUUUGCACUUUGUUUUCAUGACUUAGUCCAUCUGACUGACCAGUUUAUUUUUUGUCACAUAAUGCUUAAUUCACCAGUAUAAAAGCAUGUGUAUUUUCCCGAUCCAUGCUACUUAAACUUCCCGAAACAAAGGACCUUGACUCGAAACACAGAAAUGACACAUCAAUGCCAAAAAAUUAAAUUAAUGCAAUAUAGCCACUACAAUGCUAUUUCUAGUUGCUGCAGGACCUUACCCUCAUCAAAUCAUAAAAUAUUUUGCUCAUGGUUGCUCCCGGGCAUUGUGGGAAAGGCAUUUAGAAUGACAAUUGUUAUGCAGCAAUUAGAACAAAUAUUGUCCUUUUUUGAAAAAGUACAUUUUUGGGGGGAUAAGAACAAGUUUGUUUAUUACUUUCUAGACAUGUAUGAUUAUUUUACUAGAAACUACAUGCAUGCAGAAACCCUCGUCUUGCUGACAAAACCAUUGUAUUUUCCGAACAUGAAGUAUCUAAAGUAGUUGUCAUGGUAACACAAUAAGUUUUUAAGAAUAUUCUUACAAAUGAAAAAUCGACUUAAAAUAUCACUUUUAAUUACAAAAUUAUCAAUUUCCGAACAUAUAUAUGCUAGGUAUGUUAUUAUACAUAAUAUAAGCUUCAAUUUAAGGUAAAAUUCAACCACAAACGCUUUGCAAAACGUUUUAAAGUGUUCUUUAUAAAACCAAACUGCCUUUAAUUAAAUGGCUUUAUCGAUAAACUUUGAGUUUGCAAUAAAAUGAUUUCAAAUUCUCGCAUGCAAAUAACUUUGCUUUCUUUUUUACUUACCGGCAUUUAAAAAAUUCAAUAUAAUAAAAAAGGGAAUCAACAUUAAAGAUACACUGAAAUUAUAUGCUGCCUUGUAAUAGUUGUUUCAUAUAAGCAAAGGCCGUUGCCCAUUGGGUUUUAACGGCUAUUAAGCAAUUAUAAAAUCAAUAUUUAAAACAAACAUACCUUCGUUAAUGUCGGCUCCCUUCUUUUAGCCUAUUCUUUCACCCUUUCUUUCUGAGAAAGCUUUUGGAAUUUACAAAAUCUUGCAAAAAAUGCGAGCAAAAAUGAAAUAUAUUUGCAAGAAAUUUAUCAAUCAUCAAAUCAAGAAAUGUUUGCUAUUUUGCUGUCGUCAUGCAGUCAUUAUAAUGCAAACUUUAAUUUGGACCAAUCAGUGUCCGCUAUUCAUGACAGUCCGCCAUAUUUUUGAGAUCAGUGAGGAUGACCACCCAUGGUUGGUGACCCACGCCCGCGAUAAUUGAUGAACUUUAGACUUCGCUAAGGAAAAAAAAUUCAAAAUGAGGAAUCGGCUUUGUGUUUUAAUUACUGUAACAGACAUUGAAAACACCCUCAUUUAUGGGUCAUGUGAGUCACAAAUUACAUCAUAAACUUUACUCAUUCCCUGUCAACUUGAACUAAUUUUUUGAGACAAUCAAUAACUUGGUCAGUGGUGGUGCCAGGCCUCAGAAUUUUUUUUUUUGGGGGGGGGGGGGCAUUUGAGGGGCAAGAGCUCUAUGGUGGUAGAUAGAAUUUUUAAAAAGGUACUACUGCUAUUUGCCAAUGCCAUUGUCACAGGACUUUUGUCCCCCCCAGGAGAUUCGCCCCACUCUCAAAAGGGGGCUAUAUUCCUAGGAAUACCGCCCCCGGAGGACGAAUAUCCUAGGAAUAUUGCCCCCCAGAGGGGCGAAUGCCCCAGGAAUAUCGCCCCCCUUUAGGAUAUUCGCCCCCCAUAUAUGCGAUGUGGUUUAUUCAAAUAAUUUUGUGAUACUUUAAUCUUAUUAGUGCCUUAAGGCCCAUACAGACCGGAUGCUAUUUGGCAACACGACGCAAUUUUUCAGUUUUCAAUGACAUUUACAGUAACUUUAACAUUUUUCAUUGUUUUUCAAAUAUUCGGGACCAGUUAGCAAUUUUAGCUAUUUGGUCUGCAUACCUUGUAAAAUUUUUAUCCAUUGACGGUUUUAUUUGUUUUUGAAAACUGAAAAUUCGCGUCACGUUGCCGAAUCGCGUCCGGUCUGUGUGGGCCUUUACACGUUUGAGAAUUUAACUUUGCAAAACUAAAGCUUUUUUGUAUUUUUUGAAACGUAUUAUUGGAGUAUUGGCAAGUUUUACCAUUCAGAGAUUUACAACUACUAAUAUUGAAACUGUAAAAGACAGUUUCAUGUUUCAUGUAUACGUGCAUUCACUAAUGAGUAAUGACAACUUAUAUUAGCCAUACAUUUUCCGAUAACGACAAAACGCUUGUGUAGCCUUUAGUCGCUCUCAAUGACUAAUAAAUUUUUUGGAGGGGGGGACAAAAUGGGGGGGGGGGGAAAUGUGGGGGGCAUUUGCCCCCCCACCACCACCUUGGUACUUUUAUUAGGUACUAGAACCUGUCCACAAAAUUAUAAAAACAUUGUUGAUAGUUUCUGAGAAAAAUCACCCUCAAGUUUGGUCACAUGAGUCACAUAAAUAAAAAUUCAUGUGGAAUUGUUAGUUUUAGCACAAAAGAUGUACUGGAAAAAGUUGCUACCAAUUUCUUGAAUGAAUAAUAUUGGUCAUGUGUGUCACAUUUUUCCUCACAUGAUUCAUACUAUGGAAUAAGUUUGAUUGAACAUGCAUAGUUCUGUCAACUAUGAUGCUAACCUAGCCAAAAAUUGUUCAUUUUACAUGUUUUAAACUGAGUUAAUAGCUGUAUUAUUUGUCAUUGGUCACAUGAGUCACAUUUUUGUGUCAUGUGAGUCACGCUGCAUUUGUAAGAUUAUUUGUUAAACAAAAGAUGACUUUCAAAAAAAAUCAAUUGAGAGUCAUAGUGUCAUGUCCCAGUAUACUUUUUAUGAGAGAUAGAAAAAUAUAAAAUUAUUAAGUUGCCAGGAAAAUAGAUAAGAAUACCAUGAGGUAGAUUUUCACAGACAUUCUUUUCCGGCUGUCACAUGAGUCACGAAAAGUAAAUGGCAAUAUCUGAGGCAAUAUCUUGAAUAUCUCCCUAGGGAAAUCCCUAGGGGGUUUCUUGCCUGAAGUGAAUUUGGAUUUUGCUAAAUCAGACGUGGCAAAACAUGCAUUUAAAUCCUAAACUUUUGUGACUUGGUCACAUGAGUCACAAUGAAAUGGCUGAAUAUCGAAUUAAUUCCUUGUGUCUUAUUUCCUUAUGUCUUACUGUACAUAUGCAGUUGGGCUCAAACGUUUUGUAACACCUGCAUGCUUGUACACGAAGCUUGAUUACGUGCACAUGCAGCUCAUGCACUGCACUCAUAACUACACAAAGUAUUCGAUGAUGACAGAAAUCCUGUUAGCUGUGACAAUGUUAGCUGUGAAUUCAGUGUUUACUGUGCGAGUAACCAUUAAGUUGCUUUAUGGCUUAAUGCGGCCCAGCCACUUAUAAUAUUUAAUUUACUCUGUUUAAUGCUAGACAAAUUUUACUCAUCAAGGGGAGAGCGCUAGCACGCAAUGGGUUAAUCAGACUAUCAGCCAAAAUGUCUAGUUAAUCCAUUAAGUUGCAUUGCGCCAUAAUGCACGCUACUUUAUUAUCUUACUCUGUCUAAUACCUCUGUCUAUUUUGCUUGUCAAGGGGAGAGCCCUGGCGCUCAAUGAGUUAACACCCAUAACAGUGUGCAAGACCCAACCAUUGAUAUUAAAUAAAAUCAUUUGGUGUUAGGCAGAGUAAGGUAACAAAGUCAGGCAUAUAUUGAGGAGCAUUCGGCGGCAAUUAACAAAUAAAGAAACAUUGGUAUAGAUGGUUUUGUUGCCAGAUGAUUUUACUCAUUAAGGGUCUUUAGUUAGGCUAGAAAGAAUAAAAUAAGACCUCUGAAAGAUAUGAAAUCCGCGUAAUAGGUCAUUGCUCCCCAGCCUCCACAAAGUGACAUAGUGCACUGUCCCGCCCUUAUUUGGUAUUUUACUCUCACCUGCCUAUACAGGGUGUAUCAAAAAAGUAUACAGUUGGAAAAAGUUCACUAAAGUCAGAUGCGCGCGACAUUUGCGAAAACUUUCAGUAAGCCUAUGUACUUUAACGUUCUCUGGUACAUCUAACACUCAAAUUAUUUAAAAAAUGCUAGCGUUUUUAAAUUAAGUAGGAACGCUGUUACUAAAAUCCCCUCAAACUUUAAAGGCCUUGCGCAAAACAUUUUUCAUUGGACACAAAAUUUAAUCACACAAAGUCCAAAAUAUGGACUGUCUUGCACAAGCUAUCAAAGUUUCAAGAAAUUUGGUACGCGCGUAGGCCAGCGCGAGAUCUUCAAAACCUGGAUUUUCUCCCAUUUUGUUAGUUCAAACGCGAUUUCUUUGCAUGAUUUCAAAUUAAUUUUAUGCAUACUCGGAUGUUUGCAUAAAUUACAGUGAGAAAUUCCCAAAGGUCCUAGAGUUAUUAACAGCGUUUAUUUACAAAAUUAUUGACAUCUAGUGUUUAUUUACAAAUAAAAUCAAUCUUCAACGUGCCCUCCUAUCUGGAAGAUUGAUUUUGUUUGUAAAUAAACACUGCAUGUAAAUAAUUUUGUGAAAGGACCUUUGGGACUUGGCUUGCGAAUUUCGUACUGUAAUUUAUGCAAACAUUCGAGCAUGCAUAAAAUUAAUUUGAAAUCAUGCUUGGGUGUUAAAGGAUUGAGGAGAGGUGUAAAUUGACCAAAUUAAUCUGUAGACAGUAGACUCUUUACUAAUGCCGAGGAUGAAUCAGCUUCAAGAGACAAUUUAGUUAUUUUAUAUAAUACCUUAUUGAAUUCUGAUCGUUUAAUUAAUUGGCUGUUUAUGGUCACGUGAUAUUGAAUAGGAAAUUCCAUUUCCCAAGAGUGCAAUGGCACUCUUUGCGAGUGCAAUUGUGCUAUACGUUUUAUUCCAUUGAAUCCAUUCCAUUAAAUCGCAUCCGUCAAAAUGCUUCUCAUACGAAUCUAUUAGUCUAUUUUGGUAUUAUAUAAAACAAAUAAUGAAUGUUUAUUCGUGCAAUGGUAAGAAUAUUUUCAUUCGGUGAAAAAUGGAAAGUUCCAUCUUUCACCUCAUGAAAAUAUUCUUACCAUGAUUGCACUCAUAAACAUUCAUUAUUUGUAUACUAUUCUACAGGAGGUACUGGCUUUAAGCAAACGUUAAUGGAUGUUUUCUUACCUUGGUGUUAUAUUUUGUUUAGCACUUACCAGAUGGUACAAGUAUUAUUCGUACAUUACCCAACAUGCCUUGUGCAGUACAAGCUGGUGUAACACCUUUUUGUCGAGGUAAAAAUGCAAGCGAUAUUGAAGUGAAAUUACUGAAAGAAUUGCUACUAACAACAGGUGAGAGUGGAUAGUUACAAGUGCUGUAUCUCUUUAAGAAUCUAUCAUAAAUGCCACUAAGCCCAAAUAUGAUUUCUAGUGUGUGUUAUAUUUGAGUCAUUCUAAGAAGAAUGUAAUAAAGCUUUGUUGCAUUGUAUAAAACCUCAUCUUGCUCAUCCUGUUUUCAAGAGACCACUGUAACUGGUCACACACUGUAUCAGUUACUCAACUUAAUAGGUGAGGCUUUUUACAUAAAACGCUUUCAUUAUAAAAAGUAGCCUGGUAUGAUGUCCUUAGAUGAAUUGCAAAUUAGGUUGGCAUUUAUAUUUUCCAAGGAUGUUAGUUUUUUGGGCUGUGAAUCACAUAUAUGCAUGUGAAUGAACUGCAUAUUGUUUUAUACAUAAAAUUGUGAAUUUCAUAUCGCAUUAACUUGGGCAUGACUUAUUUAUAUAGUUCACUAAGCUGUUCUCCGAGUGUUUAACCCAUUGAGCGCCAACGCUCUCCCCUUGACGAGUAAAAUCAUGAUAAUCAUCUGGAGUUAGACAAUAAAAUAAUAAAGUAGGGUGCAUUAGGGUUAACAAGGCACAUGGACAGAUAGUCUGAUUAACCCAGUGAGCGCAAGCGCUUUCCCCUUGACGAGUAAAAUCAUCUGGCGCUAGACAGUAAAAUAAUAAAGUAGGGCGGAUUAAGGUUAAUUAGGCACAUGGACAGAUAGUCUGAUUAACCCAGUGAGCGCAAGCACUUUCCCCUUGACGAGUAAUAUCCACGUCUGGCAUUAUGCAGAGUAAAAUAAAAGUAGGCCGCAUUUCUAUGCAGUCUAAUGAGUUACAUAAAACUGUACUUUAAAAAAUAUGGGUAAUGAUUGAUACUUUAAAUGACAGAAACGAAUGUAUUCCUUUGCAUUGCUUUUGUAUGUACCACAGUAGUUAAUAUCUGUAUGUUUUCUAAUUAAACUCGUUCACUUGUUCGCUUAAUUUGUGAAUGACAUGCAUGCAGUAAACAAAUUGCGGACAGGUGUGGUUAAACCAUAUAGAAACUCGGUAGAUUGAAUCAUAGUCAAUAGAAUAAGAAGGCUAGGAAACUCCUCGAUACAGACAUAAUAGACCUAUGUUUUUGUCUUGGUUUAUGCAAAAAGGUCGUUUCAUUGUCACGUGGUAUUGUUUUUUCGUCCAACCAACCAAUAGCAGUGUGUUGGUUUGAUUACCCAGUCGUGAUAUUACACAAUGGUUAAAUGAAAACAUUACCGCCGCCUGGUGCCCAUGAAGAUGAGAUGGAGAUGCCCAGAUGACGAGGAGAACAAGUCGGAAGAUAAACAUGAGCGAGCUAGGAAAACUUGGUUGCUCUAGCGAAAAUACAACACACACAUCGAGUUUCCUAACCUUAUUCUACAGUAUUGACUAUGAUUGAAUCGAUUAUUAACCAAAAUACUGUAUGUCAUCUACAGGGGCGUGCCCAGAGGUUAAGGAGGAUUAUCUUGAUAUUAUAUCGGCCAUCAGUGGAAGUGGUCCUGCAUAUAUUUAUGUGAUGAUUAGUGCAUUGGCUGAUGGCGCCGUGAAAUGUGGCUUACCAAGAAGUCUUGCACAAUCACUUGCCGCAGAUAUGGUAAAAGGUGCUGCAACGAUGGUAAUUCAAAGUAGAAAACAUCCUGACCAGGUAACCAUUCAGGCUGAAGUACAGUAUACAUACCAAGAUAUUGAAAAAAAUGCCUUUUCAUCAUCAUCCUUAUUAAUUAAUUAUCACUUUCAUCUUCAAAUGUUGUUGAAGACAAAUUUUUGGCUCGUUCAAAAUUUAUAGUUUAAAAAUAAGAUAUUAUGUUAACGAUAGUCUACGUAGUUAUUCUAUUAAAGGGAAUGCCCCUUUUCCUUGCCAAUGUAAAACUUGUGAGUUUAUGGAUUCUGCUACCACCAUUUCAGUACCAAAAUCUCAAUACCAUGUCAAGCACCAUUUCACGUGCACCUCCUCCUAUCUCGUCUACUGCAUCUCGAUGCAGUGGGUGUGGCAUGCUUUAUAUUGGAGAAACUGGAAUAUCUUUGAGGACAAGGUUUGGUGAGCAUCUGGUACAGUCGUUGGCAACAAUGCUAACCAUGCAGCCUGUUGGCAGACUUUUUAAUAGUAGGAAUCAGCAUGUCACCGCACAAAGAACGCCCCCGUGACAGCUAAAAGUUAGAAAAGGAGCUACAUAUAUACCUGUACAUGCACUAUACUGGUCACACGUUUGAAUUAUUGAAUAUGUUUUUUUAGUUAAAAGAUGAGAUAUGUUCGCCAGGUGGCAGUACAAUAGUUGCUCUCCAUGAAAUGGAAAAGAAUAGUUUCCGAGGGACUGUGAUAAGUGCUGUUGAAGCGGCUGUGAAUAAGAGUAAAGCUGCUGGAAGAGACAAUAAGUGAACUGUAGGUAAACCAUUCCGCAGGGCCGGUGUGGACCACUGCAUGGUACUGUAGGUCCUCAGAACUGUAUUUGCUUAAGAAAUGGACCCAUGCACACAAGGAGCCCUUACUAUCUUAGGGGACAUUUGAGUAUUCUGUAUACUGUGCAGCAAUUAUAUUAGGGUACUCUUUAUCUCGAGCUGAGACUUCAAGAGAACUUAAGAAAUCAUGAGCGUUGAGCAUGUACUAUUUAAAUUUCCCGAAGUUUUUGUUCGCUCGCUCGCAUGAACAAAUUCGCGUAGUGAAAGGGGGAUUUAAGGCUGGUUACACUCUAAAUGUCCUAGUGAUUACAAUGGCGUCAGUAAACUUAUAGGACAGUGACUGUUCACUUGAAAUUGUGUUUUUGAAUAAGUUUUACAUUCCUCUGUCUUUCUGAAGCGCCACGCCGUCCCUGGGCAACAUCAACAUGCAGACAAGCGUGAAAAUUCAUAUUAAAUCUGUUUGACAAUUUGUAGUGCUUCGUAUACUUUAUUAGACUAUGUUGGUGCACAUGCAUGAUUUAUUUAUAUAUACUAUAACUGCGUAGUAAGUAUAUUUAAAGACUAUAAGGUGUUUUUCAUAUUAGAUUGAUAUCUGCAUGUAAGUAAGGGAAUAAUUCUAAUAUAAAAGAGGUAAGAAUGCAUGUUCGUACUAUAUGUGUGUAUGUAAGUAGAAGUAUAUAUAGGUUAUCAUACGAGGGGCGAAUAUGAAAACGUCUAUCUUGAUGACGCUGUGUUUUUGCCGGCGUGAUUGAACCACUAUUUUCGGCGAAACAAAUCAUUAGAGAGUUUAAAAGCCGAGACAUAUACAGGACGCGACUGGACAACGCGGCGCGAUUUUUCCGUUUUUGAAAGUUAAUAAAACGGCCAAUAAGGGAAAUUUUAAAAGAUACGUAGACCAAAUAACUCAAAAUGUUAUGGCGCUUCUAAAUAUUUGGAAAACCAGGAUCAAAGUUAUCGGUCAG